Molecule: messenger RNA, 1164 nt
Organism: Exophiala dermatitidis NIH/UT8656
Lineage: Eukaryota; Fungi; Ascomycota; Eurotiomycetes; Chaetothyriales; Herpotrichiellaceae
Exons: 3
Coding region: 1-1164 (387 amino acids)
Biological process (GO): positive regulation of transcription by RNA polymerase II
Cellular component (GO): RNA polymerase II transcription regulator complex
Molecular function (GO): DNA-binding transcription factor activity; protein dimerization activity
Source: RefSeq, a predicted model, not a curated record
AUGCCAUAUCUGAACUCGGCCCAUUCUCCCACCGGGCCGGGACACUCACCAUUUACGCCAGACCAUCCUUCUGCUCCCCCGGCGCCCUUCAGUAGUGCCACGCAACAUCAGUCGAACGGGCUGCCACCGCCGACAGUGGAUCAUAACGCCCACCGAGGCAGCGGCGACUUUGAUGAUUCUCGGAGGAGCAGUGUGACCAACAGCAUCCACCACGGCAUGAAUAACCUGGGAUUGGGACCUACCUCGCCUUACACAAGCAACAAUGCCUCGCAAACGUCGCUGGUAUCGGACUUGCAACGAGAAAGAGGCAUCCAGACAAACGGCUAUCACGCGGGGCGAUACUCGACCAUGAAUGGCUCUAUGUCUUCGUUCAAUUCCAACCGUGGCGGACGAAGCUUUGCGGCGGGACGAGUGGCUCCUCCUAUCCUGGAAAAUCCCAAGCAGGAGGUUUAUAGUGCGGAGGCCCCUACGCGUGGUCAAGCCUACGCUUUUCCUGACCCAGACGCCCCGCGAGGGCAAGGGAGACCUCCGUCGAACUUCUCCCGGCGAAACAGCUUUGCCGAGUCAUUCACCAGCAGUGUCCUGACUGUGGAGUCAUCUCGGUUACCGCUUGGUCAGCAAGAACUCCCAGAGACGCACCACCAUAGCCUACAACACAGACAACUUGACAGUGUCAGGGGUGACCCCGAUUCGCCAAACGGCACGACGCCGUACAGUCGUACGCCCGAACUCCGCGUGACCCACAAGCUGGCUGAGCGCAAGAGACGGAGCGAGAUGAAGGACUGUUUCGAACAGCUCAGAUCGCGGCUGCCGGCAAGUCAAAACAAUAAAUCUAGCAAGUGGGAGACGUUAUCGAGAGCGAUCGACUACAUCACCCAACUCGAAAACCAGAAUAAACAACACCGAGCGGAAUAUGAGAGCCAGCGGCAGAAGAUUGCCGAAUUAGAGGCAAAGCUGCACGAGAUGAGUCAGCAAAUGCGUAACCUACAGCAGCCACAGGGCUCGUUUCCUCCUCCGCCGAAUGCGAUGCCACAGAGUCCCAUGGGCUACGGAUCACACUUCAAUGGGCACCUAGACGGGCCGAACGAGUCCGCCCGAACUUUGCCGCCCAUAAUGAACAGUUCAUCUAUGCAAGGGAUACAGUAUUCAGAUGAAAGGCGUUGA